AUGCCUGAGAAGAGGACAUUGGAUGCCUUCUUUGGCACCACGCCAAAGAAGCCUCGGACAGACACCAAUGGUCCAGAACCUCUUUCUAGUGAUGGGCUCAAGUCUAUGCACCCAGCCUAUCCCCAUCCAAUUACUGAUCUCUCGUUAUCUGUGAGCAAGGAAAUAGCUAGCUUACCAGCACGACCUGGCAAGGUCAUCAAUGACCAGCCUGAUCUUGACUUGCUCUACUUUGAGCCGUACAUCCCAUCUUACCUCGCCAAAGAUCUCUUCAAGUUCCUGAGACAGGAGCUUCCUUUUUAUCGUGUCGAAUACGAUAUCAACAGGAGCGGAAAUUCAACGCACAUCAAAACGCCCAGAUGGACGACUGUUUUUGGCCUGGAUGACACAUCUAUUUUCAACGAAAUAGGAGUGCCCAUAGACUCCAGUAGUGGUGUCAAGGUGUCGGAUAAAAAGUACGAUGCAAUUCCACCAAGGCCUAUACCAAAAUGUCUCGAGGAUCUCCGUCUAUCCACUGAAGCAGCGACAGGCUGCAAGUUCAACUUUUGCUUGGUCAACUACUACGCCUCCGGGGCCGACAGCAUCUCCUAUCACAGCGAUGACGAAAGAUUCCUGGGACUGGAUCCGGCCAUCGCCUCUUUUUCCCUCGGCGCAAGGCGCGACUUCAUGUUGAAGCAUAAACCAUAUCCCCCUGGCGAGGAGGACAAAGCCGGAAAACCACUCAAACUGCCCCUCGCCAGCGGGGACAUGAUCCUCAUGCGCGGAACAACACAGUCGAAGUGGCUGCAUUCGAUUCCCAAGCGAACAGGGAAGAAUGCCGAGGAUGGCGGGAGGAUCAACAUCACGUUUCGGAGAGCCAUGGUGAAGGGUGGCACGGAAAAUUAUUACAACUACAAUGUAGGCUCGGGGCCGGUAUACAGGUGGGACAACACGAAGAGAGAGAUGACGCUAUGGAAGGGUUGA
Messenger RNA from Emericellopsis cladophorae, 960 nucleotides. RefSeq names its product Alpha-ketoglutarate-dependent dioxygenase alkB-like protein. Lineage: Eukaryota; Fungi; Ascomycota; Sordariomycetes; Hypocreales; Bionectriaceae. The record is from RefSeq and is a predicted model, not a curated record. The coding region runs from base 1 to 960 and encodes 319 amino acids. The transcript has 2 exons. Gene Ontology annotation, biological process: DNA repair.